AUGAAGAAGAAGGCCGGCCGCCCACGGAAGAGUGUGGCCACAGAGUCGCUCACGUUUCCGUCGCUUCAUCCACAAGUUAUCGAGGCCGUCGGCCAAGACAUAUGCCCAGCGUGGGAAAACAAUUCAAAGCAAGAAGAUCAAUUUACCAAUGAAUACGACACGAAUGUCUCUGGUCGGUUCAGAUGCUCCACUCGGGCGUGCUCCAGAGUUUGGGGCAGCGGCCUAGUUGCAAUACGAAUAUUGGCAUUCCAUGGAAAUCGCUACAACGCCACAGUUUACAGCCAGCGUUGCAAAGGCUGCAACAGCCUCGGUAUUAUGAAACUCGACAAAAAGCGCUAUAUCGAGAGAGUGUCCUAUCGGCUUAAAAAAUGGGCAGGUAUUUCACAGGAAAUACCGCCCUAUGAAAAGUCAGGUGGUCCCCCACAUAUGGAUAAACUCUGCGAGGGAUGUAGUCAAGGUCACUGUCGGCGGGGAAAGCGCGAUGACAUUAUCUCUGGCUUGAAGGAUUUGACUUUAAACUGA
Molecule: messenger RNA, 522 nt
Organism: Pyricularia pennisetigena
Lineage: Eukaryota; Fungi; Ascomycota; Sordariomycetes; Magnaporthales; Pyriculariaceae
Exons: 1
Coding region: 1-522 (173 amino acids)
Source: RefSeq, a predicted model, not a curated record